Molecule: messenger RNA, 1915 nt
Organism: Gavialis gangeticus (Gharial)
Lineage: Eukaryota; Metazoa; Chordata; Crocodylia; Gavialidae
Gene: RAB11FIP4
Product: RAB11 family interacting protein 4
Exons: 15
Coding region: 18-1904 (628 amino acids)
Biological process (GO): regulation of cytokinesis; endocytic recycling
Cellular component (GO): cleavage furrow; midbody; recycling endosome membrane
Molecular function (GO): calcium ion binding
Source: RefSeq, a predicted model, not a curated record
GCGGCCGUUGAGCCGCGAUGGAGCCGGGCGGGCCUGCUCGGCUGCUGCGGCGGCGGCUCCGGGAGGUCUUCGACGCGUGCGACGAGGAUGCGGACGGGCUGUUGCGCGUGGAGCGCUUCGUGGCGCUGGGGCUGCGCUUCGGCCAAGGCGACGAGGUGGAAAAACUGGCUAAAUACUUGGACCCAAAUGACCUGGGGAGAAUCAACUUUAAGGAUUUCUGCCACGGUGUUUUUGCUAUUAAAGGCUGUGAAGAGCUGCUGAAGGAUGUGCUGUCGGUUGACAAUCCUGGGCCCCAGCAGUAUGAGCCGCAGUAUGUGGAUUACUACUACCAGGAUAGUGAACUUCACAACUGUGCCUAUUUGGACAGUGAAAGUGCAUACAGUGAGGCAGAGCUCUUUCCUGAUGAAGACACGAUGACGCUGGCACAGCAGGAGAUUCACCAUGAGUCUGACAUGGACAGUGCCAUUGAGAGUGCCCAGAGCUCGGAAGCAUCUGACGUGUGCAGAAGUGAAGAGAAGGACGGCGUGCUCGGAGGCCUGUUCCUGCCUGGAGACAAGUCAAGUCCUCACAACCCUUCUGCAGCUUCUGACCUCUCCACCUACUCCACUGCCUCCCUGAUCAGCAAUGAGGAACAGUUUGAAGACUAUGGGGAGGGAGAUGAUGUGGACUUUACUCCCAGCAGCCCGUGUCCUGAUGAUGAGACCAGAACCAAUGCCUAUUCUGACUUAGGCUCAUCUGUGUCUUCCAGUGCUGGCCAAACACCAAGGAAAAUGAGGCACAUUUAUAACAGUGAGUUACUGGAUGUCUACUGCUCUCAGUGCUGCAAAAAAAUAAACCUACUCAAUGACUUGGAAGCCCGGCUGAAAAACUUGAAAGCAAACAGCCCCAAUCGAAAAAUAUCAAGCACAGCUUUUGGAAGACAACUCUUCCACAACAGUAACUUCAGCAGCAGUAAUGGCAGCACAGAAGACUUAUUCAGAGAUAGCAUAGACUCUUGUGAUAACGAUAUCACUGAAAAGGUAACAUAUUUAGAAAAGAAGGUGACGGAACUGGAGAACGACAGCAUGACAAAUGGAGACCUGAAGAGCAAACUGAAGCAGGAGAACACACAGCUGGUUCACAGAGUUCAUGAACUGGAAGAGCUGUUGAAAGACCAGGAGACAUCAGCAGAACAAACCCUGGAGGAAGAGGUGAAGAGGCAUAGAGAAGCAUACAGCAAAUACGAAAAAGAGAAAGGCACUGAAAUUGAGCUGCUGAACACAAGGGUGCAACAACUUGAAGAGGAAAAUGGUGAACUCAAAAGUGCAGUCAUGCGGCUGAAAUCACAGACGGAGAGACUUGAUGAGGAGCGGCAACGUAUGUCGGACAGGUUGGAAGACACCAGUUUGCGGCUGAAGGACGAGAUGGAUUUGUACAAAAGGAUGAUGGACAAACUACGACAGAACAGAUUACAGUUUAAUAAGGAGAGGGAAGCUACUCAGGAGCUGAUUGAGGACUUACGGAAGGAACUGGAGCACCUACAGCUGUAUAAGCUAGAGUGUGAGCGUCCCGGCCGCGGUAGAAGCUCUUCAACUAGCGUGAGUGAAUUCAAUGCGAAGACAAGGGAAGUCGAAAUGGAACAUGAAAUUAAACGGCUGAAGCAGGAAAAUCAGAAACUUCGUGACCAGAAUGAUGACCUUAACGGACAGAUCCUAAGUCUUAGUCUUUACGAAGCUAAGAAUCUGUUUGCAACACAGACAAAAGCCCAGUCCUUGGCUGCUGAAAUAGACUCUGCAUCAAGAGAUGAGCUCAUGGAAGCUCUUAAAGAACAGGAGGAGAUAAACUACAGAUUGCGACAGUAUAUGGACAAGAUCAUCCUGGCCAUCCUUGACCACAACCCCUCUAUCUUGGAAAUAAAAAGUUAAAGGAAAGAGCA